AUGUACUUUGUACUCAAUCUGGUAUUGACAUUGUACAACAAGAUCAUUUUAUCGCUUUUCCAGUUUCCGUAUCCAUGGACGCUGACAGCCAUUCACACGUUAUGCGGUGCGAUUGGAGCCUAUCUAUUCUGGCGUUUUAACGUAUUUACUCCUGCCAAACUGGGUGAACGGGAAAAUAUCAUUAUGAUUCUGUUUUCGGUCCUCUAUACUAUCAAUAUUGCCAUCAGUAAUGUUUCACUUAAUCUUGUCACAGUGCCUUUCCACCAAGUGGUUCGUGCCAUGACGCCGGUAUUCACCAUCUUGCUGUCUGUCAUGUUCCUCAGCAAAUCCUACUCUACCAUGACCUAUAUUUCGCUGUUACCGGUUGUUGCAGGUGUCGCUUUCGCAACAUUUGGCGAUUAUGAUUAUACAGGCAUGGGAUUCUUUCUGACGGUUCUGGGCACGGUGUUAGCAGCAGUGAAAACGGUCGUGACGAAUCGCGUUCAGGUCGGUCGACUCAAGCUGCAUCCAUUGGAUCUGUUACUACGCAUGUCGCCACUCGCGUUUAUGCAAACACUCGUUUAUGCGUAUGCAACGGGCGAAAUGGCCCAAGUACGCGAGUUUUACCGGACGGGAUUCACAUGGACGCUCGCUUUUGCGCUGUUGGUCAAUGGCGUGAUUGCAUUCUUUCUAAACGUCGUCAGCUUCACUGCCAACAAAAAGACGAGCGCACUGACGAUGACCGUGGCAGGCAACGUAAAGCAGGUUCUUUCGAUCGUACUGGCGGUGAUCAUCUUUAAAUUGCAUAUCACGUGGAUGAAUGCAUGGGGCAUCUUGUUGACUUUGGGUGGUGGCGCUUGGUACACGUAA
Messenger RNA from Zychaea mexicana, 849 nucleotides. RefSeq names its product triose-phosphate transporter family-domain-containing protein. The record is from RefSeq and is a predicted model, not a curated record. Gene Ontology annotation, cellular component: Golgi apparatus. Bases 1 to 849 code for a protein of 282 amino acids. Gene Ontology annotation, molecular function: antiporter activity. NCBI's taxonomy places the organism in Eukaryota, Fungi, Mucoromycota, Mucoromycetes, Mucorales, Lichtheimiaceae. The transcript is spliced from 4 exons.